CGCAGGCGCAUCGGGCGAGCAAGAGUUCGGAACUCCACUUCCCAGAAGUCUUUGCGCGCUUGCAAGGUGGUUGCUUAGCAACCGGCGUCAACCAGAAAUGGAGCCGAAAGGGGAGCCUGAGCGGGAAAAGGAGAAAGACCAGAAUGAACAAUCUGACAAAUUGGACAGCACGGAGGGGAAAAAAGAAAGAAAGAAGAAGAGUACUGAUGAAAAAAAACUUCUUGAGUCUGAAGAAGAAGAAAGGGUAGCAGAAGAUGAAGAGGGAGAAGAAAGUGGAAGUGAGGAAGAAGAGGAGGAACCACCACCACCAGAACCUGAAGAGCCUCCAGCACCUGUGAAGAAGAAGAAAAAAGUAGUAGUUGAGAAGAAAAUCUCUGAAAACUUCUACUAUAACUAUGAAGAGUUGUGCUCAUUCCCGUAUGUGACACCAGAUUCUGGGAUACCGCUUGACAUGCUCAUUCUUAUGCACUCCUUUGGUUAUGACUGCAGAAGACGGGCAAACAUCCUAAUGCUAGAUAGCCAAACUCUUCUGUAUAUUGCUGGCAAUCAUCUAGUACUUCUGGACUUGAAAUUUAGAUAUCUGAGAUAUCUUCGAAGCACAAGUGGUGGCGGCAUUGGUGUAAUCACGGCACACCCUAAUAAAACACACUUUGCAGUUGGAGAGAAAGGAUGGAAACCAAACAUGAUUAUCUAUGAGUAUCCUUCCUUGAGGCCAUACAGAAUAUUACGAGGCGGAACAGAGAAAGCAUAUGCGUUUGCUGAUUUUAAUCGGUCGGGCACCUUAAUUGCCACUGUUGGGAGCAGCCCUGACUAUACCUUGACAGUUUGGGACUGGAAACAGGAAAAGAUUGUUUUGAGAUCAAAAGCAUUUUCACAAGAUGUUUAUAGAGUCACAUUUUCUCCUGAAAAUGAAGAACAACUGACCACAUCUGGUUUAGGCCACAUCAAGUUCUGGAAGAUGGCUCUCACUUUCACUGGUUUGAAAUUACAAGGAUCAUUGGGGAGGUUUGGUAAAACAGCAGUGACGGACAUUGAAGGAUAUGCAGAGCUGCCAGAUGGAAAGGUACUUUCAGGGUCGGAAUGGGGUAAUAUGCUACUCUGGGAAGGAGGCCUCAUAAAAGUGGAAAUUUGUCGACCUGGCCAUAGAAAUUGUCAUAAUGGUCCCAUUAAUCAGCUGCUUCUGGAUGAGGGAGAGAUUGUCACAGUUGGAUCAGAUGGAUACAUCAGGGUUUGGGAUUUUGAAACAAUGGACACUGCUGAUGUUGUGGAUGACACAGGACUGAUGGAGAUGGAUCCUAUGAAUGAACUUUUAGUUGGCAAAAAUGUCAAUCUGGGUUACAUGGUAAAAGUUCAUGAACUUGGAGAACCAUAUUGGUAUGCUCAGGAUUUUAAUGGAGCCAUUUGGAAGCUUGACCUGAGUUUCUCCAAUGUGACUCAUGAUCCAGAAUGUCUCUUCACAUUUCAUUCUGGAAAGAUAGAAGCUGUGUGUGUCUCUCCAGUCACAUACAUCUUGGCUACAACAGCUCUCGACCGUAUGGUACGUGUUUAUGAUUUCCUUGGUAAGGUGCAGCUGGCUGAGAUGAAGUUUAAACAGGGAGGAACAGCAAUAACAUGGGCACCAAAAGUGGCAAAUCCUAAAGGAGGUGUAAUUGUUGUUGGAUUUCAAGAUGGUGUUGUGCGCAUUAUUGAACUUUACAACCCUAAGGGCCUUCCUAUUGUUUCUAGUCAAGAAAAUCUAGCGGAUGCAUCCUUACGCCUGAAACAGGCUUUCAAGCCUCACACCUCUGUAGUUACUGCACUGGCCUAUGAACGCCAUGGAGAAAUACUUGCCACAGGAAGUAGAGAUAAAAACGUAUUUUUCUUUAAUGUUGAUGAGACGUAUGAUCCAAUUGGGUUCAUUAGUGUUCCAGGACCUGUGCAGGCAUUGCAGUGGUCUCCUCCUUCUCAUCGAGAAAAUAAGCUGCUUAUUUUCUGUGAGAAUGGCAUUGUUGUCCAGGUUCCUGCUCCACAGCAAGAUUUUGAUGCAGCAUCUACCUAUAAGAUGAAGGACUUACCUACAGAGUAUUUUCGCUUUUGGAGCAUAAAGUCUCAGAUUUUGAGAGAAGAUGAAAUUAAACGGAGAGAAAAAGUGAAAGAAGAGAAGGAGAAAGAAAGGCAGAAGUGGAUACAAGAACAAUUGGAUGAAGGGAAAGAACUAGAAGAAAUUGAACUUCUAGAGGAAGAAGCUGAGGAGGAGGAGGAAGAAGAACCACUGCCAGAUAUCUUUGUCCCCAAGACUCCCAGCCCAAUCCUCUGUGGGUUUUACUCUGCCCCAGGAAAAUUUUGGUUGUCUUUGGGAGGAUAUGACACUGGAUUCCUCUUCCACUGUGCAUUUUCUCCUAUACAGCACCAAAAAGAACCUGAUCAUCGGGAAGAUGAACCUUUUGAUUUUAUUCGUGUGGAGGGUGCAGAAGACAAUCCUAUUACACGGAUCUGGUUUUGCUCUUCUGGUUUACUAAUGUUCUGUGGGAUGCAGAAUGGAGCAGUGCGGGUCUAUCCUCUCCACCAGAAAGAGUUCUCAAUAGACAAUAUAGCUGGAUAUUGGUCAUUUGGCUUACAUGACAAUGACUAUGGGAAAAUUCAAGGAAUCUGCUCCAGUUUCGAUGAUCGGUUUCUGGUAACCUGUGGAGCAGAUGGCAAUAUCUUCACUUAUAACAUCCUUUCUGUUGAAGAAAUUAAAAAAGUCCUGAAGACCAAGGUGCCCUCUCCAAGAAGAGGCCUAGAUCAAGAGGGAGCAGCAGAAGAUAUCGAGGAGCCCAAUGCCUACAGUAUUGAAAAUGCCAAACAAAAAAAAGAACAUGAUUUGAUAAUGAGGGCAGCAGAACGGAAGAAAUUUCUGAAGCGACAAGAACUGUUCAGUCUAAGGCAGGCAUUUCAGGAGCUGCUUCGUAUGAAUGAUGAGUUGCCCAGGCACAUGCAGCUUCAUAGAGCUCAAUUUGAGUUGGACCGUAGAAUUCGUGCAGAAAUGGACAGAAGGACAGCCCGGAAGAUCCGACUUGUGAUGAAAGAAUUGGGCUGGGAACAGGAAAGACACCGCAUCGGGCUGCGAAAAUUACAAGAACGGUUUCGAGGCAAUUUGGAAUAUGACACAAUUGUGGUAUGUGCAAUGAGAAGUAACCAUCGAAUCUCUACAUACAGACUGUUGGCAAUCUCAGAAAAAUUCUACAGCUCCAGAAAGCAGAGUCAAUCAUGGAAGAGAAGACCGAGCAAAUACGAUUGGAAAGUAAAAGAAGAUCAACAAAAGGACAGCCAAAAAGAUAUAUUUUCAUCUCAAACAAAUACCAUCUUGGAGGAGGAACCAGAACCUGAAAAGGUGAAAAAGAAACCCCAAACACUGCAAAGCCGUAUUGUUGAGAAUAGAAUGGAAAGACUUAGAAAAGUGAUUGAAAAGGCAGAAAAAGCCAAAGCAAAGAUUGAACAAAGGAAAAAAGAAUGGGAGGAAUUAUACAAAAGCAAACCAAGUGAUAACUAUGAGGACCCACAAGAUAUUGAGGACAUCAGGCAUGCCCAAGAGAACAUGGGGGACUUCAAAUUAAAAACAGCUACUAACUACAAAAUUCCUGAACAUAUGAGAAUUAAUGCUGCCAAGAAAAUGAAUCAACUAACUUCUCUUGAAGUGGCUAUCCAUGAAAGGAAAUUAUCUAUGAACAAAUGGAUAGUGGGCCUCCGAGACCUCAAGGUGGCUAUUAUUGAAGAAAUCCAGUGUGUGGUACAAGCACUGAAAAAUAUACAGUCAUCCCUAGAUCCAUCCAAACAUCUUCCCGUUCCUCCCAUUCCUCAGCUUCUUCCUGAGGAGACGCCAGAAAAAAAAUUCCAGUAUGAUAGUGAAACACUUCUGAAGUUCAAGCAGGAACUAGAGAAGCAGGGGCUGAAGGCCAAAGAGGCUAUGACACUGGUUCCUUCAGCAGAAGCUGGGGGGCUAGGAGGAUUUGGAGGAGGAUUUCUUCAUACCCCUUCCGUGAAGGAAAUCGAUACUUCCACCCGAGGAAGUCAGAAAUCAGUGAAAACAGGAUGUGCAACUGCAGCUACACCAACAGCAGUACUGCCAGUCAGUAGUUUUGAGAUGGAAUUGGUAGAACCAACAGAACUAGAAGUGGAAAUCAGAAAGAGGGAGGAGAUUAGAAACAUUUACAUGCAGGAGACGUUGAUCAAGAGGAUUGAUGAGCUCAUGAUGACCUUUGAUGCUGAACUGUGCCUUCUGCGCCACCAAAAACUGAAGCUGGACAUACAGAUGAAAACUGCUGACCUACGUCACGUCACUUGGUUUCAAGAGUUGCUUCUCCUAAAGAACUUUGAAAAGCAUGAGGACAUUCUCCAGGAACGUGUCAAUAGCCUCAUCAGUGAGGAGGAACAAAUGCAACACAAAAUAAAUAGCUGUAUUGCACAAAUAGACGAAAAGAAAGCAGAAAUCGUAAAGCUCCAGGAACGAGAGAAAGCACUGUAUGUCACUUUCCAUGCAUCGCUUGGGGAAAAUAACAAAUUUGCUGGAUUUCUUCUGAAAGUCUUGAAGAAGAGGAUCAAACGUGUUAAGAAAAAAGAAGUGGAAGGCGAAAGAGAUGACGAUGAAGAGAGUGAUGAAGAGAGUGAUGAGGAGUCUAGUUUGGAGAGUGAUGAAGAAGAGUCAGGAUCUGAGGAUGAAGUCUUUGAUGACACUGUUUGUCCAAAAAACUGUGAUGAGUCACUCUUUGAAAACACUCUCCAACUCAGAGAGAAACGACUAGACAUCGAGGAAGCGUUAGUUGAAGAGAAGAAAGUAAUUGAAAACGUGAAGAAAGAAUAUGAAGCUUUUGCCAAGAAGGUGAAAGUCGUAGCAGCCAGUCUGGAUUCAGCAGAAUGGGAAUUGGAGGCAUAUCAAAGGGAGAAACAGCAGAAACUGAAUGAGCUGCAUGUGGUGGUUCCUCUAAAGCUUCACCAGGUGGAAUAUAUAUCAAAUGGAGAAAUCCCUUCAGACAUCUCUCAGGCUUUGGUGUUUACCAAUCAGUCUUUGAUGAACUUGCAGCAAAGGAUCACAAUCUUGCAACAGGAGAAACUCGUACAGAGGGAACUCUACAAGAAGGCUCGGGAACAGCACAAAGAACUUAUUCGGGACAGGAAGGAGAUGAUGAUUAAGAUUGAGCGGCUGGAGGAGAAGUGCAAUCAAUUCAUGAUGAUGAAAUUUGGUCGGUUAGUAGAUUUGGAAGCUCUUCAAACUCUUUCUGUCAACACAAACCUGGAGGAACUCAAGAUGAAAACAAUGGAAAAAGAGCAAGCUAUUGCUGUGGACUUGAAAAAGUGGGAGGGCAGAAUCCUUGAAAAGCGCCAACAGCUGAUGGCAGUGACAAAAGAAAAUACCAAUAAGCUGACACAAAUGAAUGCAUUUUGCACUGAGAAGAUACGACUUGAAACCAAGUUAGAUUCAUUGCAGCAUAACCUGGGAGCAGAAUUCCAAGGGCCUCGCAAAGAAGAUAUUAUGGAGAAAGAGAGGAUGAUUGCACUAGUGCAGCUACAAGCCACAGACGCAGAGAUCCUGAAAGAAGAAAUCACGCUCCUAAGUAGAAAGGAUGGGCGCAUCUUCGCAGCACCUGAGCCCCUUUUCCAAACAGAUGAGAUGCUGAAUUAAAGCCCUCCAGUUAAGUUCCCUGGGUCUAUUUUAACAUAUAAAUCCUAAUACAUGAGAGCAACUGGCAGGCUAAUCUUGAGAGGCUUAAGCUUCUUUAGCCCACUUCUUGACACAUCUUGCCCAUUUUAACAGAGGCCACAUAAAAUUUUAAUAGUGAUUUGGAAAUGCAGUGGCUGGGGAAAUUUAUGCCUUUUUAUAACUCUGAGAGGCAUGGGACGAUUGUAAAAAAAAGCCCUGAUAUCAGCUGUAUCUAUCUCCAGUUAGCCACUUGAUUUUGGACAAAUGAAGGAUCUAUGAUUAAAAGACUUUGGGCAGCCAUUUCACUUCUUGAAGUAUGUCAAAACACAUAUUGACAGCACUGUGCUAAAACAAUACUUUGUACUCUCAGUAACUUAACAUAGCCCCAUGUGUAUAUCCGCAAUGCACUACUGGUAUAGAAAGUGCUAAGACCACUGUCCUGGAAGAAGCCAAAUAUUUAUAAAAGAUUUGUAUCAAUAUCAAAAGCAAUGAAAAUGUGCAUUUAUGUAAGCCCUUUUACCCUGAAAUUGUUUUAGAUAAGAAAGCAACUGCUUUGUUCAUUUAUUAUCAAAUGUCCCAAUAUCCUAUACCUCACAGUUGUUGUUAACCUCUGUAUAGGUAACCAGUUGUCUAACCAGUUAACCCAGUAGUUAAUUCUUACUGAAAAAAAGUCACAUUUCCAGAUUUGAAACUCUUGUUUAUCGUGCUUUGAUAACAUGACUGAAUUAGAUUUUAAAAAAUGUUGGCUAAAAUCAUAUAUUACCCUUUGUGCAGUGUAAAGUUACAUAUACUUAACUAUUUGACACAGACACUACACAACCCUAUUAGUGAAUUGCGAAGAUGCAUAAUGGGAGAAUGUGUAUCAGUAAAGCCCAAUGUGCAUCCGAGCCCCCAUCAUACAUCACUCUCUUUGCCAGCUCCUGCAUAUUCUUACAUAACAAGAUACAAACCUUACAAAACCCAAUUAUAAGUCUUACAAAUGUAACUCCACUUAUGGAGCCAUAAUUCCAUAUAGAAUCUAUAGUCAAUUUCUGUGCCUGACUUCCUUUCAAAAGAUGACAUUUUACUAAAAACAAACAAAAGUUAUUGCUAGCUAUGCACCAAUAGAUUUUUGUCGUUUCAAUAAAGCAUGACAGUUCUGCAUGA
This is a messenger RNA of Anolis carolinensis (green anole), 6802 nucleotides long. It is a transcript of the gene cfap44, whose product is annotated as cilia and flagella associated protein 44. Gene Ontology annotation, molecular function: protein binding. The coding region runs from base 98 to 5638 and encodes 1846 amino acids. The transcript is spliced from 35 exons. The record is from RefSeq and is a predicted model, not a curated record. NCBI's taxonomy places the organism in Eukaryota, Metazoa, Chordata, Lepidosauria, Squamata, Anolidae.